UUCGUGAAGCAACCAGAACUUUCCAGCCGUUGGAUUGAGAAAAUUCCGCCGCACUUUCUUAUUUAUUUUUGCGCACAGAAGUCAACUAACAAGUGGCGACACCAGAGUCAGCAAAAUCGAUCUGUAUUAAACUAGUCACUACAACCACACGCGUGUUUAUCACGCUAUAUGCUUCGUCGCUGCCGCGUAGCUGAAACUAACCACACUGCUUUUACAACUAGCAAAGGCAAAACCAACGUGAGAGUAACUUUGCUUCCCGUGUUGCGUUGAUCUGCAGAACACGGCAAGAAUUGUUUGAUUCCUCUCUUAUAAGAACGCGUGUUUCAACACUUGCGUUUCCUGGAACACACAUCCCAUCUCUCCUCCUAUUUAUACACUUUCUCUCCUAAAGGUUUACUAAUUAAACUGUAAUUUCUUCUUUCGUUCUUGCCUCUCAUUUUCUUUUGAGGCCAACAUUGAAGUAAGCGCUAACACUUCCCAAGAAUCUCUCUCUCCAGUUAAUAUGAGCCACCGUAUAAAAGAUCAUCCACCAAGAGUGUUCUUCCGCUGUGGAAACCCAUUCAAGAAUCUAUUUCCCAAGACCAACAAUGCACGCAUAUCCCCAAAUCUUCUCUCACUGUUGAACAGUUUCGAGACAAGCUUGAUGUUAUCGAUUAGAGAACUUAUACCAAAGGACGAUGGGAAUGCUAUUCUCACUGUUUCUUGGAUGAAGGAAGCAAUGGCAUCUCUUUGUGAAACACACAAGAGUAUCAGGACACUCGUGACCGAUCUAGAGCUUCAUGUCUCGGACUUGGAAGAAAACUUUAUUUAUAUCUACUCUGACAUUAGCUCGAAGCUGCUUGAACUCUGCAACUCCUUCACCUCAGAGCUCGACCGUGUCAACCACGGAAACAUGUUACUCAAGUUUACUUUUAGUAAGCUGGAGACUAGCAGUUGUUCUGAGGAAAUUUCUUUGUUGCAUCUUGAGAGUUGGAGGCAGCACAUGGCUUCCAAGAACCCGAGGAUCGAAAACUGCGGCGCGAUUUUGAGUAGUCUUGUUGAAUCGUUGAAACAUCACCACCAUAGUCUCUCCAAGAAGAAACUAUCUGGAAAAGGAAAAGUCCUCCUACGAGCUCUAUACGGUGUCAAGGUCAAGACUUUGUACAUAACCACCGUGUUUGCUGCAGUGUUUUCUGGUUCUUCGAACAAUCUCUUGUAUCUAACCAUUCCAAAGGAGAUGGAGGAGGUUCCAUGGGCCCAAGGUUUCAUGGAACUGCAGAACAUGGUUAACCCGGAGAUCAAAAACGCAUUCUUAUCAGACAGGUUCACGGUUAUUAAAGAUUUAGAGGCAGUUGAAUUAGGUGUAAAGAAGCUUCACACAGCGGUCCAAGAAGGGUCGGACACUAAUGUAUUGGUGGAGGUAUUGAAGAAAUCAGUGAUGGAACUCUCGGAAAGGUUUGAUCUUGUCUCCAAGGAAACAGGUUGCUUGGUUAAGACAGUGAUCUCUUCUCGAGACGCAUUGGUGGAGAGGCUGUGGACCAAAUAUGAAGACGAGUUAGGAGUUAAAUUGCCCAUGAUGAUAAGUGUUAAGAGACUUGUUUGUGAAUAGUGUGAGUGUUUUGUUUCAUGUUCAGUAACAAUAACAAUGUAAUUAAAUAAAAUGAACAAUAAUAGCAAAAUUUAUAAUCAGAGCAAGUGUGUACAAAAGAUCAU
Brassica rapa (field mustard) is the source of this 1692-nucleotide messenger RNA. Its product is annotated as protein BPS1, chloroplastic-like. The record is from RefSeq and is a predicted model, not a curated record. NCBI's taxonomy places the organism in Eukaryota, Viridiplantae, Streptophyta, Magnoliopsida, Brassicales, Brassicaceae.